AUGAGGGCUUCCAUCGCUGCUGUGGCUAUUGGCCUUUCGACGGUGCCCGGCACUGUUGCGUGGGGAUCACUGGGCCACAUCACCACUGGAUACCUGGCCAGCCACUUUGUCGAGAAUACGACGCAGGUCUUCUUCCAGGAGCUUCUCCGAAGCGACGACAACGACUACCUGGCCAAGGUUGCCUCGUGGGCCGAUUCCGUUCGGUACACGAAAUGGGGCCGCUUCACAAAGAACUUCCACUUCAUCGACGCUCACGACAAUCCCCCUCACUCGUGCAACGUCGACUUGAAACGGGACUGCAAAACGGACGGCUGCGUGAUUAGCGCCUUGGCCAAUUACACCGAGCAGUCUCUCGAUCCAAGCCUGCCAGCUUGGCGCCGUGCCCAAGCCGCCAAGUUCGUCAUCCACUUUGUGGGCGACCUGCAUCAGCCGUUGCACAAUGAAGACGUCGCCCUCGGAGGAAACCGCAUUCAUGUCCUGUGGGAUGGUAAGGAGUACAACCUGCACCACGUCUGGGAUACCUCCAUCGCGGAGAAGUGGAUUGGGGGGAAGCGCGGAAAGCCCUAUGUCCUCGCCGAAAGGUGGGCCAACCAGCUGGCCGGCGAGAUCAGAGACGGCAAAUUCUCAGGCCAGGUAGACGCUUGGCUGGACGACCUCAACUUUGAAGAUGCCGUAGAGACGGGCAUGGCCUGGUCGAGGGAAGCAAAUGCCUUUGUGUGCACUCAUGUGCUACCCGAUGGCCCGGCGGCAAUUGUGAACCAAGAACUUGGCGGCGCCUACUUCAAAAAGGCUGGUCCAGUGAUAGAGCUACAGGUUGCGCGUGCUGGACUGCGGAUGGCUGCUUGGCUUGACCAAAUAGCCAAGCGAUACCCUACGGCUGAGAGAGGGGAGCCAUCGUUUGAACUCUAA
This is a messenger RNA of Ustilaginoidea virens, 909 nucleotides long. RefSeq lists its product as uncharacterized. NCBI's taxonomy places the organism in Eukaryota, Fungi, Ascomycota, Sordariomycetes, Hypocreales, Clavicipitaceae. Gene Ontology annotation, biological process: DNA catabolic process. The coding region runs from base 1 to 909 and encodes 302 amino acids. Gene Ontology annotation, molecular function: endonuclease activity; nucleic acid binding. The transcript is spliced from 3 exons. The record is from RefSeq and is a predicted model, not a curated record.